Molecule: messenger RNA, 1694 nt
Organism: Cimex lectularius (bed bug)
Lineage: Eukaryota; Metazoa; Arthropoda; Insecta; Hemiptera; Cimicidae
Gene: Dbct
Product: lipoamide acyltransferase component of branched-chain alpha-keto acid dehydrogenase complex, mitochondrial
Exons: 1
Coding region: 275-1603 (442 amino acids)
Cellular component (GO): cytoplasm; mitochondrion
Molecular function (GO): acetyltransferase activity; lipoic acid binding
Source: RefSeq, a predicted model, not a curated record
AACAAUAAUUUAAUGAUUUUUGGUAUUUCUUAAACAUUAUUUAGUUGUGUAUAUGGCUUCAAAGAUUUUUUCAUGUAUGGAAAAAUAAAAAUUGAAUAAAUGACCGUAAUUUUUUUUCAACCACUUGUACGUUGCCAAAUCAAGAUUUUUCAACUCGAGGUCACUGAUUAACAUUAAAAAGAAAGGAUGUGGCAAUUUGAAAAAAGUCAAAAACAUCAAAUUUAAAUCUGAUAGACCGUGUGUUGAGUCGAAGGGGAAAAGAUCACGUUGUAAAAUGGCAUUGAGGAUAAUUCCGAAAUUGAUAAAUAAUUCUGUCAGACGUCGGUAUUUGCACUUAUCGAGUCGUCAUUGCAAGCUGAUCCAGUUUAUUUUGUCCGACAUUGGAGAAGGAAUUCGGGAAGUAACUGUUAAAGACUGGUUCGUCAAAGUCGGCGAUAAAAUAUCGCAAUUCGAUGACAUCUGCCUCGUGGAAAGUGACAAAGCGUCUGUGAAUAUAACGAGCAGGUAUGAUGGUACUGUUAAAAGAUUAUAUCACGGUAUCGGAGACACAGCUUUUGUCGGUAAGGCACUCGUGGACAUCGACAUACCCGAUGAUGAGUCCGCAUCCGAGAAGGAGUCGGACUCUGAAGAUGCGAAAGAUCACGUUUCAGAAGAUAGAAUGAAGUUGGUCACCGAAGAUAAGAAAGUCGACGAAAGGUUCAAAACCCUGGCGACACCUGCUGUACGAAGGUUGGCCAUGGCUCACAACAUAUUGCUCCAAGAUAUCAAAGGCACCGGUAAAGGAGGUCGUGUUAUGAAAGAAGACAUCCUUAAACAUAUCGACCAGGAAGAAAGUCUUGCCAAAUUGGAAAGCAGCCAGAAACCACAGCCUCCUCCCCAAGUUGAGAAACAGCCGAGAGUCACACCGAGCGAUAGAGUUGUUGUUAUUUCAGGUAUCAAGAAAGCGAUGGUCAAGUCGAUGACGCUAUCCAACACCAUCCCAUCGUUUGGCUACUCCGAUGAUAUCAAUGUCACAAAACUUGUCGCUGCAAGGGAAGAAAUUAAAGAAAUGACUAAGAAGUUAGGACUCAAUAUCACUUAUAUGCCAUUUUUCUUGAAAGCUCUUUCCAAAGGUCUAGAUAAAUUUCCAGAAUUGAAUGCCACCGUAGAUGAAAAAUGCGAGAAAAUAACAGUCAGAGGUAGCCACAACAUAGGUGUAGCGAUUGACACUCCCGAUGGAUUGAUCGUGCCGAACAUUAAGAACGUUCAGGAUUUGAGUAUAGUCGAAAUUAGCCAGCAAUUAAAUAAUUUAAUUGUCAAAGCGAAAGAAAGAAAAUUGUCUUUUGACGACCUGUCAGGUGGCACUUUCACAAUAUCUAAUAUAGGUAUAAUAGGAGGUACAUACGUAAGGCCUUUAAUUAAUCCUCCUGAAGUUGCUAUAUUGGGAAUUGGGAAAUUUCAAAAUACACCGAUUUAUGUUGACGACAACCUAGUCAAAGCAAAUAUGUGCCAAGUAAGCUGGGCUGCUGACCACAGGGUUAUCGAUGGCGCUACAAUGGCUAGAUUUGCAAAUGUAUGGCGAGACUACGUUGAAAAUCCCUUAUAUCUUAUGCUCAAUGCUUGAAAUUGUUAAUCAUUUUAGGGGACCAUGAAAGAUCUUAUUUUAUAGUCAAAUAAAAAUAUUUUUAAUAAUAAAAACGAUUUAUUUUUUCUUA